GAGACUUAGCCACUGGCAGAGCAAACAGCAUGAAUUCAAUGACUUCAGCAGGCCCCAUGGCCAAUUCUGCGUUUGUGAUGACACCCCAAAACGGGUAUCCUGUGAUCCCAGGGGGCAUGGCUCAGGUGCCCCUGUAUCCAAGCAACCAGCCCCAAGUCCAUCUAAUUCCCAGGAACCCACCCGGUUUGGAGCCAUCUGUGAGUGUGCAACCUACCCAGAGAGCCUUGAAAGAGGGCAAAGCCUUAGGGGCUGUCCAGAUCCUGAUCGGCCUGAUACACUUCGGCCUUGGCUCCAUUAUGGGGACCGUCCUUUCAGGGUGCUAUAUAGCUAUCUCGUUCUAUGGAGGCUUUCCCUUCUGGGGAGGCAUCUGGUUCAUCAUUUCAGGAUCCCUCUCGGUGUCAGCAGAAAAUUAUCCAAAAUCUUCUUGCCUGCUGAAUGGCAGCUUGGGCUUGAACAUCGUCAGUGCAAUCUGCUCUGUGGUUGGAAUCAUACUCUUCAUCACGGAUUUGAGUCUCGCCUCCACCUCUGCCUACACCGAGCGUUAUUAUUGUCACGCCUGGGGUGUGACCCCUGGAAUGGCUAUUUCUGCUGUGCUGCUAAUAUUCUGCCUUCUGGAGUUCUGCAUUGCAUGCACAUCUUCCCACUUUGGCUGCCAACUGGUCUGCUGUCAACAGAACAACGUGGGCGUGGUCUACCCAAAGGUUUAUGUGUCAAACCCAGUAGUCAUCACAGAACCAGCAAACCCGCCAUCAACUUAUUCCAACUAGCUCCAGACCUCCAAAUAAGCAAAGCCAAAUGUUCUAGAAGCAUCUUUCACUGGGACCAAAUGAAGACCUCCCCUUCCUGGGCUUCUGAAACCCAGGUUCUUCCUUCCCUAACAUUCUAAGGGAAAUGUCUUUCCAACUGCAUGCAUCCUGGACUUCAUUCAAUUCAGCCUGGUAAAUUGUGCUAUUCCUCUCUUAAAAAGGAGACAGGAAUUUAAAGUGGAUUU
Ceratotherium simum simum (southern white rhinoceros) is the source of this 991-nucleotide messenger RNA. RefSeq names its product membrane-spanning 4-domains subfamily A member 8. Lineage: Eukaryota; Metazoa; Chordata; Mammalia; Perissodactyla; Rhinocerotidae. Gene Ontology annotation, biological process: cell surface receptor signaling pathway. Gene Ontology annotation, cellular component: plasma membrane. The record is from RefSeq and is a predicted model, not a curated record.